AUGCUGUUGUUUAGCGUCUCAUUGCUGUUAUGGCUGUGCCAAACAGCGCUGGCGCAAUAUACCAGCGAUGACCUCAUGUCAUUCGUUACACUCCCUGAUGUUCGAGCAGUGAAUUUCAACGUCCAUUACUAUAAUCGUGAGCGCUUGACGCCCGGUUAUUGGUUCGUCGCUCCUUACCUACACAUGGGCCCCGAUAAACCAACGAGCCGAUACGAACAAUACCAGAUUGGCCCACAUAUCUACGAUGGCGAAGGACGCCUCAUCUGGACCGGCUCGCAACAGUUUGAUAAUCGCAAUGUCUUCGACUUCAAGGCCGUCAACAGUCUGGGCCCGGACCCACAUCUCUCAUUUGUGUUGCAACACUCCUGGGAUGGAGCAGAGGAUACGGGGUACGGGGUUAUCUUGACGAAUGACUAUCAAGUCCAGCGAAAACUUCCUCUGCGGAAGGACCUUGGUAUUUUUGACAUUCAUGAGUUCAAGAUCCUGGACGAUGGCAAGACUGCACUGCUUACCAUUUAUCUCUCUCACGAGAUUACCUUGGAGGAAUUUGGUCGUCCUGGAGAGCCUACAUGGCUCGAGACUGGUGGAUUUGCUGAGAUCGAUUUGAACACUGCGGAAGUCAUCCAGUGGUGGGAUUCCUUCAAUCGCAUUCCUCUGCCUGAAAGUGUUCAUUAUCACCCAAAUUCCCCUGCGGAGGGACAUCCUGGAUGGGAUUAUGUGCAUAUCAACUCCGUGGACAAGAAUGCAAUUGGAGACUACUUGAUCUCUGCUCGUUUCACAAAUACCAUUUACCUUAUCUCCGCCAUCAAAGGAGACAUCAUGUGGCGAUUGGGUGGGCAAUAUACUGAUUUCGAGCAAGACUUCGUGUUUUCGAAGCAGCAUGACGCGAAAUUCGUGGAGUCGAAUGGAACACACCAUAUCAUUUCAUUUUUGAACAACGCAUCGGACGAAGAAUUCAAUGAGGAAAACCUAUCGGCCUCCAUGUUUGUCGAAUUGGACACCAGUGUGAGACCCAUGACUGCCAGGGUGAUCAAACGCUAUAACCGCCCCGAUCGACAGCUCUCAAGACUCCGUGGUAACACCCAGCUACUUCCAAACGAGAACGUGUUCACCUGCUGGAGCAAAGAGGGCUAUCUCUCUGAACAUGCCCCCGACGGCGAACUAUUGAUGACCGCCAAUUUCACCUCUGACCGUUAUUCAUCUUACCGUGGAUACAAAUUCGAUUUCACCGGUCGCCCCCAGACCCCACCAGACAUGGUCGCAUCAGUCUUCGGCACCGACGAAACGAACAUGGUCACCACGUUCUGGGUCAGCUGGAACGGUGCGACGGAUGUCGCAUGGUGGCAUUUCUACGCGCAAGCCUCUGAAUUCCACGUCCCCGUCCUCAUCGGCAAGACCCCACGAUCCGAUUUCGAAACCAUGUACAUUGGAAGCGGAUAUCUAGACUGGGUCUCUGCCGAAGCUGUUGACGCCAACGGUACCGUCCUGGGCAAGUCCGAGGUACACCGCAGCAAAUCUCCCAACUGGGAGUCAGCCGGAUAUCGGGGAAAGACAACCCCACCUAUGCCAAUCGACCCAUCGAUCGUGUACCAAACAGGCGAAAGCUCAGGGGAAAGUGUUGUUGACGGCGCUGGUCGCACAUCUUCGGAUGCAGUCGAUACCCAAACACAGAAGACCAUCCAGGUCCAGAAGCACACCUACGAUGUGAUCCGCAAUAUCAGCGGUUUCUUCUCUUUUGUCUUACUUCUUUGUCUGUUUGUCAUCGUCAUCGCUGGGUAUCUCGUCAUCCGUGGCUGGCGGGUCCGGCUAUACCAACGUUCUCCCAUGGAAGAUGGGCUCCCCAGUGAGCGGGCGCAUCUCGCAUCGCUGCAUCGGGAUUGA
This is a messenger RNA of Penicillium paradoxum, 1881 nucleotides long. RefSeq lists its product as uncharacterized. The record is from RefSeq and is a predicted model, not a curated record. The coding region runs from base 1 to 1881 and encodes 626 amino acids. The transcript is spliced from 3 exons. Lineage: Eukaryota; Fungi; Ascomycota; Eurotiomycetes; Eurotiales; Aspergillaceae.